AUGAACGACAUAUUACCAGCUCCAAGUCUUGUUAAAUAUAGUAAUCCAAUUCUCAUAUCUAACAGUUAAAAGAAACAAAUAAAAUAAUCCCCUCCAAGUAAUACUGAAGACAUUUUGAAUGCAAUUCUCCUUCCUCGAGAAUUUAAUCAUUAGAAAAAUUAAUUGCAAAUUUAAUGUGUUUCUCCUGCACCUUCAACUAAAUAAGAUGUGCUAGAAUUAUAAGAUAAAUUAGAUAAAUGGCUAUAAUAAAAGCUCGCCAGGGAGACUGGCUUAUGUCCAAUUAGGGAGGAGUUAUAUUCAUAAUGUUUUGAUGAAUUAAUACGAUAAAUCACAAUUAAUUGUGCAGAAAGAGGUAUGUUACUAGUGACAGUACGUAAUGAAGUUCGAAUGGUUAUUUAGACAUAUUAAACUUUAUAUGCCUCAAGCAUUGCAUUUGGAAUGAGAAAGUUUUUAUCUGAAGAAGAAAAAAAAGUAUAAAAUAUUUAUAAAAUAUAGGCUGAAUAAAGAUUCAGAAUAAAAUAAUUAGAAUAAGAAUGUUCUGAGCUCUAAAGAUAAGUUGAAAAUUUAGAAUAGAAACUCUAAGACACAAAACAUUAGGAUUAAUAAAAUAGAGAAUAAACAAAAGAAACACAUAUGGAAAUUAUAAACUAAUUAAAAACUGACAUAAAAAAUAAAGUCUCUGGUGAUUUAGAUAAAAUACUAACUGGAUAAAAAAAAUUACCAGAUAAAAAAUGA
Molecule: messenger RNA, 735 nt
Organism: Paramecium pentaurelia
Lineage: Eukaryota; Ciliophora; Oligohymenophorea; Peniculida; Parameciidae
Source: the annotation of a GenBank genome assembly